UAUUAAAUUAUAAUUACACAAAUAUUAAAUAAUAAUUAUGUAUUUAAAUUGACUUAUAAUUGUUUUUAAAAGAAAAUAUUGUUGAGCUUCUUUGACUUUAAGUUUUUAAAUUAUUGGGCUGUUUUGUUUUGUUGGACAGAAGCAAAUGUGUUGGGCUUUUAAUUUCUGAAAACCAUUAAAAGUAAUUGAAAAAAGAAAUGAAAUGUUUUGUAAUUAAUAAGAAAAUUCAGGGGCAGAUUUAUAAGAAGGAUUCUACUUUAAUAGUAUAGAUGGUGCAACGAAUUUAAAAUACUACUUUUACCAAAAAAAAAAGAAAAAUUUUAAAUUCUAUUUGUAUAUUUAGGUGUACACGUGACCUAAUAUUGGUGCAGCCCGACCAAAACUCGGAAGCAAGUUGGUCAAAGUUUCUUCUUCUUCUUCUUCUCUUUUUUUGCUAAAAGGUUGGUGAAAGUUAAGCCAUCAAAUUAUUCCAUUUUUUCUUCUUUGCUAACACUAUUUGUUUUGUUGAUUGUAACUCUUAUGUGUAUCGUCCCUUCCCUUGUAUUAUUUGAAAACAUUACAGCAUUUAAGCUAUGACAAAUGUCAUCGUCAUUAUGAAUUUUAGAUCAUUAGAAAGUAGGUUAUUCCAUGAUUUGUAUAAUCAUUAAAACAAAAGGUUAGUCUAAACAUAUACCAUACAUUUUCACUAAACUAAUCAUUAAUGUAUAAUUUUUUUUAUCUUUUUAUAAAUAAAAUUUACGAAUCACCUAAUAUGAUUAAAGUAUAUAUGAAACUUUUUGCUAGUACUUGUGAACCAGGUGACUAUGAUGAACUGAGACGGCUCUUCUCCUUGCUUAGAAAGCACUCACUUCGGUCGUUGAUGAUCCAAUUUCAUCCAUUACUAACAAUUAAUGAUUUUGAAUAAUAAAAAUUUAAUAUCACUUUGUGUAUCUUCUAUCAUUUAAUUUAAUUUAAUUUAAUCACAUUAACCAUAUAAUAAAAAUUAGUUUUUUUCGUACUGCAUAUGAUAUAUUUUCACAUAUAAAAUUUUUGUGAUCAAUGGUUUAAAAAAAAUUAUAACAAGAUACAAAAGAUCAUAAAACCACAUGAGUAGGAAGUCUCGUUUAAUUAAUAUUUAGAUAUAUGUAUAUAUAUAUAUAUAUAUAUAUAUCGCUUAAAUUAACCUAUAUACCAUAUAAAAUACAUAAAUAAUUAAUUUUAAAAUUUUCAUUGAACAAGUAUUGAGAAUUUAAAAUUUUAAUUUCAAAAUUUGUAUUGAAUUUAAUAAAUGAUUAUAAAUUAUUAAAACUGUUAAAAGUCUCAUAUCAAAAAAUUGUUAUCAAUGAUUUAAAAUUUUUGUUAUAAGAAGAUACGAAUUAUCAUAAAAUCGUAUGAGUAGGAAUGUUCAUUUCAAUAGUCAUAUUAGAAAUUUACUAUAUAUAUGUGUUAAUAAAUUUAAUUAUAAAUCAUAUAAAAUAUAUAAAAGUGAUUAUUUGGAUUUGUUACCAUUAAAUGAUUGAAAAUAAAUAACAAUGGUUGUUUUGAUUUAUAUGCAUGUGCUAAUUUAAUUACAUAUAUAACACUUGCAGAUCUUUUAAUUAUUCAAUAUAUAUUUCUUAUUUUAUCAUUUCAUAAUAUGUAAAAUAAUACGUAAAACGCAAGUAAAUAAUAGUACGUAAAAAUAUUUGUAUAUACGAUACUCAUGCCUUGCGAGUCACAGAUCUUAAACUAAGUUACAACUUAAAAAAAAAACACAAAACACAUGAGGUCCGGUAUCUACAUUAUUAAUACUGAAGUACAUUUGAAAAAUAACUUUUGAUUCAUCUUAAAUAUUACAAGUUUUGCCCUUAGCUUUUCUUUUUAAAAGAAAAAAUCAAUAAGGAAAUACUACAUAGAAAAAUUAAAUGUAUUUUGCACAUUUAUAACUAAUUUAUUAGUCUAUUUCUAACAUAUAAGCACCAUAUUUUUAUAAUGACAAUAGAGUAUCCCGAAUAUAAUGCUCGUGCCAUCAAUUUAAAUGCUAAGCAUAGUUUUAUAUUUUGUAAUAAAACCAACCAGAUAAUAUAUGGUAUAUUUUAUUGAAAUUGGUUUCUAGAAUAUUUUAAUUCACCCACAACCCAUGCAACUCCUAUAUAAAAUUCAUCAUGCCAGAACUAUUACUCCAACUAUUAUACAAAAUCAAUGUGUGAUAUAUUUCAUUUUCAGAUAUUUUUUGUGGUGAUGAUAUAUUCCAAAGUUAAAAAAUUAAUUUAAAAAGAAAUAAAGAUGAAUUGGGUUAUUAUAAAUAUUUUACAGUUAUAUUUUUACAGGUUAUUCCAUUAACUAUAAAAAUAGUAAUCAAAAGUAUUGAAAGUAUGUGGAAUACAAAUUUUUUUUUUUUAUGUUUUGAUAAAUCUGAUUUUAAUCAAAUAAAAAUAUACUAUUAAAUGUAUAUUAAUAAAACCUUUCAAUAACUUUUAUAUUAAAUUUAAAUGUAUAUUUCGUUUUAUAAUUUCAUAAAACUAAUUUCAAAAUUAUUAUAAUUUAUAUUAAUUUAAUUUCGGAUUAUUUUGUCAAAUUUUAAUUUCGGAUUAGUAUUAAAUAAAGAGUGGUGACGUUAAAUUUUAAAAUAUAAAUAGGUAUUGAUUUACUUGAUAAACUAUAAAAUUAAGUAAAUUUCUAUCAUCUUAUUAAGCGAUGGAUCAGGGUAUUACAAAUAUUUUUACAUUUAUAUUUUAUGGAUUAUUCCAUCAAACAUACAAUAUACUCAUGAAAAGUAAUGAAAGUAUUUAGAGCAUUGAAAAUAUCUUUAUAUUUUAAUAAAUCUGAUUUCAAAUCAUAUUAACUAAUAUCCAUAAAAUUUAUGAAAAAUAAACAUAGUUAUAGUUCUUAGUAUAAAAUUGAAUAAACCAAAAACAAGAAGUAUAUAAACUAAAACGAAUCGAAGUAGAUAUGGUUUUAAUAUGGUAACUGAUUCAUAUAAAGCAAAAAAAAACUGAAAAUGAACCAAACUUGUAAUUGAAUGCUCCCAUCUCAAAUGAUGAAAAUAUUUCAUAUCAUAAAAUAAAACUAUAGCGUUUAUUUAAGAAUUUAAGAUAGAAAAACUAAAAUUCUGUAAUCCAAACAUUUAUCCUAUUAAAGGAAAGUAAAUCAGAUAUAAAAAUGAAAAAGUUAUGUAUAAAACUUAAAAUAUAUAAAUUAUAUCUAAAAUUAUAAUUUUUAUUAAAUAUUUUUUGACAACAAAAAUAAUUCCAGGCUUUCAAAGUGCAUAUCAAAAUUUAGUCUAAUAUUAUUCCAAUGCACAUUGACUUCAGGAUUAUUAUGAAUCAUUAAUGUGUAAUCCAGGUAUAUAUAUUUAUUGAUCCACCACAAAUAAAUUAAUGCGUUCAACAAAACAAAAUAAAAGUGGUUGCGAAACUGAUAAACUGCCGUGUGAUAUUGCAUUAGAGACAAGUUAAUUCAAACCUUAUAAAAACUAACUAUAUGAUCAAAUACUUUUCAUAACCAAACAAACCGAAACCCAAAGAAACAAUUGAGUGGUGAUGGAGUCAUCAACGACAACAUCGUAUUCAGUCGUGUCGGAGCUCGAAGGAACUCUACUGAAAACCCCAAAACCUUUCGCUUACUUCAUGCUCAUGGCUUUCGAGGCAUCAGGAUUAAUUCGUUACACACUUCUGCUGUUUCUAUGGCCUAUCAUAGCACUCCUUGACGUUUUGGGCUACAGAAACGGUAGCCUUAAGCUGAUGAUCUUCGUUGCAACGGCUGGUUUGCGCGAAUCGGAGAUAGAAUCAGUGGCUCGAGCCGUGCUUCCUAAAUUCUACAUGGAUGAUAUAAGCAUGGAUGCUUGGAGAGUGUUUGGUUCGUGCGAGAAGAGAGUCGUUGUCACAAGAAUGCCACGAGUUAUGGUGGAGAGAUUCGCUAAAGACCAUCUUAGAGCCGAUGAGGUCAUCGGUACAGAGAUAAUCAUCAACCGUUUCGGUUAUGCCACCGGUUUUAUUCAGGAAUCUGAUGUCGAUAGAUCCAUUUUCAACAGUGUGGCUAACUUGUUUGAAGAUCGAAGACCUCAACUAGGUCUUGGACGACCGAUUAUCUCGGGCUCUCAAACUUUCCUAUCGUUAUGUGAGGAGCAAGUUCGCGCACCCGUUCCAUCGAACUACAACGUCCAGCGUUUGCAUGUGCAGCUGUUACCAGUUAUAUUCCACGAUGGACGUUUAGUGAAGCUGCCGACACCAGCCACCGCACUCCUCAUCCUUCUCUGGAUCCCUUUCGGAAUAGUCCUAGCCGUGGUUCGUCUCUUCAUCGGGUCCAUGCUCCCGUUAUGGGCCAUACCUUAUGUCUCACGCAUAUUCAACAUUCGGUUCAUCGUAAAAGGAAAGCCUCCAGCACCAGCAUCCGCUGGAAACCAAGGCGUACUAUUCGUAUGUACUCAUAGAACCGUAAUGGACCCGGUCAUAUUAUCCUAUGUGCUCGGCCGUAGCAUCCCAGCUGUUACCUACUCCGUUUCUCGCUUAUCCGAGAUUCUAUCUCCGAUUCCAACGUUUCGUUUAACUCGAGUUCGAGACGUAGACGCCGAGAUUAUCAAGAAAGAGUUAUCUAACGGGGACUUAGUGGUAUAUCCCGAGGGAACCACUUGUCGCGAGCCGUUUCUGCUUAGAUUUAGCGCGCUCUUCGCGGAGUUAACUGAUAAGAUCGUUCCCGUGGCGAUGAACUAUAGAGUUGGUUUCUUUCAUGCGACUACCGCCAGAGGCUGGAAGGCUUUUGACCCCAUCUUCUUUUUCAUGAACCCUAGACCGGUUUACGAGGUGACGUUCUUGAACCAGCUCGAAGUGGAGGCAACGUGUUCAUCAGGGAAGAGUCCGUAUGACGUGGCUAAUUAUGUGCAGAGAAUCUUGGCGGCUACGUUAGGGUUUGAGUGUACUAACUUCACGAGGAAGGAUAAAUAUAGAGUUCUCGCUGGGAACGAUGGGACGGUGUCGUACUCGUCGUUUCUCGACCAAUUCAAGAAGGUCGUCGCCACUAUCAAACCUUUUUUCAAAUAGUUUUCAAGUUUUUAUACGCAUUUUUCUAAUAAUGUGAUCAUCGCCUGAUUGCAAAAUGUUUGUUAUCCUUUUUAGAUCUAAGGUAUAUUUUUACGGGUUUGUAUUUUUCUUAAUUUAUAUAUCUUUUGUCGAAUGUAUAUGUCACAUAUAUCAACUUUUUGUUAAAAUUUUAAAUUACAUAUAAAUGGCAACUGUUUUUACA
Brassica rapa (field mustard) is the source of this 5199-nucleotide messenger RNA. Its product is annotated as glycerol-3-phosphate acyltransferase 7. Gene Ontology annotation, cellular component: membrane. Gene Ontology annotation, biological process: cutin biosynthetic process. NCBI's taxonomy places the organism in Eukaryota, Viridiplantae, Streptophyta, Magnoliopsida, Brassicales, Brassicaceae. The record is from RefSeq and is a predicted model, not a curated record. Gene Ontology annotation, molecular function: phosphatase activity; glycerol-3-phosphate 2-O-acyltransferase activity.